Gallus gallus (chicken) is the source of this 1813-nucleotide messenger RNA. RefSeq lists its product as uncharacterized. The transcript has 8 exons. NCBI's taxonomy places the organism in Eukaryota, Metazoa, Chordata, Aves, Galliformes, Phasianidae. Gene Ontology annotation, molecular function: S-adenosylmethionine-dependent methyltransferase activity; oxidoreductase activity, acting on the CH-OH group of donors, NAD or NADP as acceptor; O-methyltransferase activity. The coding region runs from base 10 to 1356 and encodes 448 amino acids. The record is from RefSeq and is a predicted model, not a curated record.
AUUUUUAGGAUGUUUAUUCAUCUGAUCAGAGCCAGGAAGAUUUUAUUAAUUGGCAAGCUUAAAGGUUACAGUAUCCUUGCUAUCGCAGAAGAAUUGCCAGAUGAUGGCAAAAUCUUUGCAUGUGCAGAAGUGCCGUAUCUCGGAGUGAACAGCCAAGAAGCAUUUGAUUAUUCUUCAGAUGGUAAAAAGAUAAGCAUGCGAGUGGGACCGAUAGCAGACACGUUGGAGGCAUUACAUGCUGAGGAUGAGCACUUUGAUAUAGUCUUUAUUGAUGCUGAUCAAAGGAAUGCUGUUAACUACUACAGCUUUGUCAUGGAUAACCACUUGCUGAGAAUGGAUGGAGUGAUCUGUGUAGAGAAUACACUCAUGAAAGGACAAGUCUACCUGGAGAACAUAUCUGAGGAAAAUGUACUAGCUGUUAGAAAAUUAAAUGCAGUGAUUAAUUCAGAUCCUCGUGUUGAGCAGAUAAUUUUACCUGUGCAAAGUGGACUGAGCAUCAUUCGAAGGAGCCCUGUACCACCAGAUGCAGUGAUUGAAUCAAAGAAAGAAGUGACGAGGGACGAUGUUUUCUGGGGUUAUAACAAGCACCGCAUCCUUGACCGGCUGCGUUUGGAUGACAAGGUGGCCUACGUCACCGGUGGUGGUCAGGGAAUUGGGAGGGCCUUUGCUCAUGCUCUGGGAGAAGCUGGUGCUAAAGUAGCUGUGGUGGACCUGGUCCUUGCAAAGGCAGAAGCAGUGGCACGUGAGCUCAACCUGAAAGGGAUUAAAAGCAUUGCCCUUGCAGCAGAUGUGAGCAAACCUGAGGAUGUGCAAAGGAUUGUUGAUACCAUUGUAGCUCGAUGGGGUACAAUUGACAUUGCAUGCAACAACGCUGGAAUCAAUAUGAAUUCUGCAAGUGAAGAUACUUCACUAGAAGAAUGGGACAAAACUUUCAGUGUCAAUUUACGAGGACUAUUUUUGUGCUGCCAAGCUGCAGGCCGCAUUAUGCUGAAUCAAGGAUAUGGGAAGAUAAUUAACACAGCAUCUAUGGCAAGUUUAAUAGUUCCGCACCCGCAGAAGCAGUUGGCGUAUAAUGCCUCCAAAGCCGGGGUCGUAAAAUUAACACAGACGUUAGGAACAGAAUGGAUUGACAGAGGAGUAAAAGUCAACUGCAUUUCCCCAGGCAUCGUGGACACACCACUCAUCCACUCCCCAGAGCUGCAGCCAUUGGUGCAGCGCUGGCUGGCGGACAUCCCUGCUGCCAGGCUGGCACGGGUCACCGACCUGCAGGCUGCUGUUGUCUACUUGGCCUCUGAAGCUUCAGACUACAUGACGGGCCACAACCUGGUCAUCGAGGGUGGCCAGAGCCUGUGGUGAGAGCCCACCAGCCUCCCUUCUUGGGAACGCGUUCACUUAGAGUGGUAGAGUUUAGUGCAAUCACAGUUUUGGCCUCUGUGGAUGAAUGACUGGCUAAUGGCUGUUUUCCUCUUCUGGGUGUUUCUUUGGAGAUUCAUAUUCUGGGAAAGAAAAAGAAAAAAAAAGCCUUCAUUUUCAACAUUUUCGUGUUUUCUACUAUGCAAUCAUAUUUCUGUUAAAUUAUACUUAAUCAUAUAAGGGCACAUUUACUGUAGUGAGAUUUGGCUAUUAUUUAGUUUAAUAGAGGGCAUUUUUAAAGCAAUUAAUAUUAGCUGCUCUGUGCAGGAUAUUGUUCUUAGGCUGGGCUUUGUUUUUUUUUCUUUUUGUAUUCAAGUUGUUCCAGUGACAUCUGUGAGUGGUGAAAAACAGUUGGAUGUACUGUUAAAAAGAAUAAAUUAGUUCAUUGCAUUUGAACCUG